Molecule: messenger RNA, 3581 nt
Organism: Nerophis ophidion (straightnose pipefish)
Lineage: Eukaryota; Metazoa; Chordata; Actinopteri; Syngnathiformes; Syngnathidae
Gene: agps
Product: alkylglycerone phosphate synthase
Exons: 20
Coding region: 34-1926 (630 amino acids)
Biological process (GO): lipid biosynthetic process
Molecular function (GO): FAD binding; alkylglycerone-phosphate synthase activity
Source: RefSeq, a predicted model, not a curated record
CCGCUCCCCGGCCGUCACAAACACGGAAGCAGCAUGGCGUCCAGCAGCGGCAACAGCGGCGGCCCCGACAGACAUCGAAUUGCACGCCAGAGAUUGAGGAUCAUUGCCGGCCAUUUACUGACACCGGCCGACGUUGUCGCCGCCGAGUGCAAAGCCCCGGGGAGCGGCCAGGAUGUGGCCGGGGAGGAGAAGACGAUGCCGAGAAGGAGGCAGGAUAUUAUGAAAUGGAACGGUUGGGGAUACAGUGACUCCAGGUUCCUUUUCAACAAGAAAGGUCAAGCAGAAUUUACUGGAAAAAGAUAUAGAUUAAGUGGUAUGAUUAUCCCCGGUCUGAGAGAGUGGUUUGAAAGCACGUUUGGAGCCAGCCUGCAGCACAAAACUCCAGCAACACCCAUUAUGAACAGUAACGCCAUACAAGCUCCCAUUCUUAACAAGGCCUUCAUGGAUGAUUUGAAAUCCACCGAUAUUCCCUCCUCGCACGAUGCAGAGGACCGGGUGUUCCGCAGCCACGGGCAUUGCUUACAUGAGGUCUUCGCCUUGCGAGAAGGCAGAGUUGGCCGCAUUCCAGACGUGGUGGUGUGGCCCAACUGCCACAAUGAUGUUGUAACAAUUGUGGAACUCGCAUGCAAACACAACGUCUGUUUGAUGCCAUACGGAGGAGGGACAAGCGUUUCCAGCGCCCUUGAGUGCCCCCCAGAGGAAACCCGGUGUAUUGUAUGUUUGGACACGUCACAGAUGAACCGCAUUCUGUGGAUUGAUGAGAACAAUCUGACUGCCCACGUGGAAGCCGGCAUCAUUGGUCAGGAUUUGGAGCGGCAGCUUAAUGUAAUGGGCUACUGCACAGGCCAUGAGCCGGACUCCAUGGAGUUCAGCUCCGUGGGGGGCUGGGUUGCAACGAGAGCAUCCGGCAUGAAGAAGAACAUCUAUGGCAACAUUGAGGACCUGGUUAUCCACAUCAAGAUGGUGACGCCAUCUGGGGUGAUUGAGAAGAGCUGCCAGGGCCCCCGAAUGUCCAUGGGGCCGGACGUUCACCACUUCAUCAUGGGAUCUGAAGGAACACUGGGUGUGGUUACCGAGGUCACAAUGAAGAUUCGGCCCAUGCCGGAGUAUCAGAAAUAUGGUUCGGUUGUGUUCCCUAACUUUGAGCAGGGAGUCGCUUGUCUUCGAGAAGUUGCCAAACAGAGAUGUGCUCCUGCAUCUAUUCGACUUAUGGAUAAUGAGCAAUUUAAAUUUGGUCAUGCCCUCAAGCCUCAGGUGUCCUCACUUUUCACCUCCUUUCUGGACGGCCUGAAGAAACUGUACAUCACCAAGUUCAAAGGCUUCGACCAGAACCGCUUGUGCGUGGCCACCCUGCUGUUUGAGGGGGAUCGAGAGAAGGUCCUGCAGCACGAGAAGCAAGUUUAUGACAUUGCCGCCAAAUUUGGAGGCCUGGCAGCUGGAGAGGACAAUGGGCAGAGGGGCUACAUGUUGACCUUUGUCAUCGCUUACCUCCGGGACUUGGGAAUGGACUACUAUGUGAUAGGAGAGUCAUUUGAGACCUCCGUACCCUGGGACAGGGUUUUGGAUAUUUGCCGGAAUGUAAAAGCUCGCAUCAUCAAAGAGUGCAAAGACAAAGGAGUCCAGUUUCCACCAUUAUCCACAUGCAGGGUGACACAAACCUAUGACGCCGGGGCCUGCGUCUACUUUUACUUUGCCUUCAACUACAGGGGUCUCUCCGAUCCGGUGCUCGUGUAUGAACAAGUUGAGCAUGCAGCUCGAGAGGAGAUCCUGGCCAAUGGAGGCAGCUUAUCACAUCACCAUGGAGUGGGGAAACUUCGCAAGGAGUGGCUGAGGGAGAGCAUCUCCCAGGUGGGCUUGGGGAUGCUGCAGUCCGUCAAGGACUACGUGGACCCCAACAACAUCUUCGGCAACAGGAACCUCCUCUGAGCAAGAAGAUUCUACGAGCGCCAUCUCCCGCGUCACCCGGUGCCAUUUUGUCCGCUCAUGCAAACGUCAUGACUGACUGACGCCCGAGUCGGCGUCGCCUCACUAGUUACUGAAGCUCUGUGCCUUUUGAAAGCUUUGCCUGCCUUCCCCCUUCCCCCCCGCUCCACCCCCCCCCCCCUCGCCAUGGCGUCGUCUCGCCAGCACGACGCAACAAUAAAACCUUUUCUUUUGAUAUUAUGCAACCCUCAUUUCACACUUUAAUCUCGUGUUUGUGUUUCCCAUCCAAAGCUCCUUUGACGUGUUACUGAUCACCAAGAGGUGUGCGUACUUUUUUUUUUGAAACCCCGCCUUCUCAGUGCGGCCAUGUUACCUGGGCGUGAGGUCGCUCUUGUCAACCAAAGACUGAACACGUGCGACCGUGCAAACCAUACUGCAUAUUUUUUGGAAUCAGAAUUAUGCAAAUAUGACCCAUUUUGUGUGUAAUGUACGCGACAUUGGACGCAAAAUCCGCAUUGGAUUGAUAUUAGUUUGUCUUUUGUUUAUUUGCCAUUUAAAAAGAUCAAUUUUGAUUUUUUAAAAAUAUAUAAUUAACUGUCUUAUGGAAAAAAGUAUUUCCAAUUUUGUUGAUUACAUUUUUUUAAUCACUUUAUGUAACUUUGAUUUUGUCACGACAAACAGGUAUCUCCAAUUUUGUUAAUUUGAUUUUUUUUUUUAAUGAAACUUUGAUUCAGUCGAAUGAAAACCACUUAGCUCUGAGUUUAAUGAUGUGGUUUUAUUUCUGAGAAAUUCAUAUAACUGUCCUAUAUUUAAGAAGAAAACAUACUUGGUUUUUAUUUAAGGUCCUUGUUUUUUUAAAUGAAUGUUCUAUUUACAGUUGCAGUCAAAAUUAUGCCUCAUUAAUCAUUGUAAAGUGUAUUUUUACUAACAUGUAACUUUAUAUAUGUGCAGUAUUUUUGCAAUAAAUCAAACAAAUUUCAUUAUUUCAAAACUAGCCUUGAUUAAAUUGGCCAUCUAUUGUAAGUCUUUGAAAAUAAAUGGAAUUAUAAUAUGGGUCAAAUAAUUGAGACUGCAACUGUAUGUUAUGUUGCAGAAUGUGGACAUACAGUACAUGUUUUGUUUCUAUUAUUGUAGUUUCAAGCAGAAUUGCAUCGUUCCUAAUAGUUUGCUACUAUUUUGUUGCUGAGUCAGCCAAACAUUGGGAACAUCUGCAGUGCAACUGUACGCUACUGUAAAGUAAAACCUUACUAAUAAGCAUAUGUCUGCAGUGGAAAGCAUUUAUGUCCCAAGUUUUGAAUUAGUGUUACGACUAUGGCGGACAAAAUAAGGGAUUAAAAGGAAAAAAUAAAGCAGAUUUGGGAGAUAAUUUGCUUGUCGUUUGCCUACAGGUCACGAUAAUAUUUACUAAAUCAUUCAGCAGGUGUGUGCAGGUGCGUCUAAAAGUGUGUCGCUGUCUUGUCCUUUUUGAGAAGUUCCCUAAGAAAAUGGUUGAUUAGGGAGCUGCUGCUGCCUGACAUGACAUCGAUUUUUUAACUUGUGUCAAAAAAUGUGUGAUUUUGAAUCUAAUCAAAUUCCCUUUUGUUAUUUUCUCAAGUAACGUUCAGUGUGUUUACUGUUUUUGUCUACGCCCUUUGUGCAAUAAAUCCACCUAAAACAUU